Molecule: messenger RNA, 1112 nt
Organism: Pelodiscus sinensis (Chinese soft-shelled turtle)
Lineage: Eukaryota; Metazoa; Chordata; Testudines; Trionychidae
Source: RefSeq, a predicted model, not a curated record
AUAACCACACUGGAUGCGCAAAGCUCCAUGCCCCUGAGGUGACCAUCAAGAGUGUCAGCCUGCUCAUCUGCCUGUUGGGGCUGGUGGGGAACGGGAUCGUCAUCUGGUUCCUGGGCUUCUGCAUGAAGAGGACCCCCUUCACCGUCUACGUCCUCAACCUGGCCAUCGCCGACACUGGCUUCCUCCUCUUCUCGGUCGCCCAUCGUGCCGCUUACACGGUGCGAUAUCUGUUUUGUGACAAUCCUAAGAGGAACCCCUUCACCGUCUACGUCCUCAACCUGGCCGUCGCCGACACUGGCUUCCUCCUCUUCUCGGUUGUCUAUGUUGUAGUUUAUAUGGUGCAAUAUCCAUUUUGUGACAAUCCGGAGGUUUUUUACAUAUUAUUCCUGCUUACAAUGCUGAGUCUAUGGAUGAACAGCACCAGCGUGUACCUCCUGACAGCCAUCAGCACUGAGAGGUGCGUGUCCGUCCUCUGCCCCAUCUGGUACCGAUGUCGCCGGCCAAGGCACUUGUCUGCCAUCGUGUCUGCCCUGCUCUGGGCUCUCCCCUUCCUGCUGUACUGUUCCAUAGGCGUUUUUUGUCAGUUUUUCUCCAAGGAAUUCUGUGCACAUCCCCUCCUGUACAUCUUUGCUCCGAAUGUCCUGAUAUUCUCCCCCAUCAUGGUUCUGUCUAGUCUGACUCUGUUUAUCAAGGUGCGUUGGAGCUCCCAGCGGCGCCCGCCCGGCAAGCUCUAUGUUGUCAUCCUGCUCACCGUCCUCUUCUUCCUCCUCUUCACUCUCCCUCACAGUUUUGCGAUUUUCCUCUCCUACCCGCACAUUAUUAAGCCCUCUCCGAUAUUUCACAUGCUGGCCUGUGCAAGCAGCAGCAUCAACCCCUUUAUUUACUUUCUAGUCGGGAGCUACGGGAAGCGGCGAUUCCGUGGCUCUCUCAAACUCUCACUCCGGAGGGUAUUUGAAGAGCAGAGAGAUUCCGGAGAAGACAAAGAUUGUUUAAAGUCCUUCAGCAGCCAGCCUGGGAGACCUUUUCUGGGUAUGGAGAUUUCCCUUGAUCCCAGAAUCAAAGCACAUAGAAAGGGAAAGGACCUUCCUAAUUCUUCCCCACCCCUGCCCUAG